AUAAACCGACAUUAGGGUUUCCCUCUCGACCUAAAGAUUGGGCUCCUCUUGCUUAUAAAUCCUCGAUCUACUUCCAUAAAUUCUCUCUCUAAACAAAGAUUCGUUCCCAAAUCCUCGAUUUUCUCAGGCGAUUCGUUCCGUAGAAGGGAGAAGAGCAAUCAUGUACGGGUCCAGAGGGGCAAUGAUGGGGAGCGGGGGGUUUUCAGACGGGUACGAGGGCACAAAGAGGCAACGAAUGACGAACUCAAAUCCCUACUUCGCAGUGAGCAGUGGCAUCAGCGGAGGCGUUCCCGAUGGGUACGAUGCAGACAUUGGGUCAAAGAGGUCGCGGAUGAUGGAUCCACCUGUCAACCCCUACUUUCCUGGACCAGCAAGCAGCUUCUACCCAUCUUUCAGCGGCUAUGGAAUCGGCGGAGGCAGCAGUAGCAUCGGUGGAGGCAGUGGCAGCAUCAACACCAUUUACAAUUUCCCUGUAGUUCGUCUCCGAGGCCUGCCCUUCAAUUGUGAGGAUCUCGACGUCCACAAAUUCUUUGCAGGGCUGGAUGUUGUUGACUGCCUCUUGGUAAACAAGGACGGCCGUUUCUCUGGUGAGGCCUUUGUUGUCUUCUCAUCCCCUAUGCAGGCCGAAAUGGCUCUUGAAAGGAACAGGCAAAACAUGGGCCGGAGGUAUGUUGAAGUCUUCCGAUGCAAGAAGCAGGAUUACUACCAAGCCAUUGCCAACGAGGUGACCGACAACAACGGGGAGUACCGUCGUGCGUCUCCUCCACCCCGUCCAAAAAAGGCUGUUGCAGACGAGGAUAAAGAAAAGAUGGAGUACACCGCGGUGCUCAAGCUCCGGGGGCUUCCCUACUCAACAACAGAGUCUGACAUAGUCGAGUUCUUUGGUGACUAUGAGCUGAGCGAGGAGAAAGUGCAGAUUGCACGCCGUUCUGAUGGCAAGGCAACUGGAGAGGCUUAUGCUGAGUUUCCAUCCGCAGAAGUGGCGAAGAGCGCAAUGUGCAAGGAUAAGAUGACGAUUGGAUCGAGGUAUGUGGAGCUGUUCCCGUCUACCCCUGAGGAGGCGAGGAAGGCUGCAUCAAGAUUCAGACAGUGAGUGCAGCGGAUCAUAAUGGUACGAGAGCUAUAAGAGGUUGACGUCAUUUUUUGCCUGCCUCUUUAGCACAUCAGCAGAGCUUCUGUCAUAUGCAAUACUCUUUUCUUUCUCUAGAUCUUGUUUCUGUUUGGAUGUAACUUUGUGAUGUUAUGGAGAUGGAUGAUAUUAUUUUAUUGUGCUAAAGUAGCAGAGUCGUGGUUGACAGAAUUAUGUGUUCUUCGAUUCGGUUGCUUUGGGUCGUUCUGGAUGUGGCGAUGCCAAAUCUGCCGCUUCGACAAGCAAUUAGUAUUUUGUUGGCUUCUUGUAUGUU
Molecule: messenger RNA, 1403 nt
Organism: Asparagus officinalis (garden asparagus)
Lineage: Eukaryota; Viridiplantae; Streptophyta; Magnoliopsida; Asparagales; Asparagaceae
Product: heterogeneous nuclear ribonucleoprotein H
Exons: 2
Coding region: 161-1093 (310 amino acids)
Cellular component (GO): ribonucleoprotein complex
Molecular function (GO): RNA binding
Source: RefSeq, a predicted model, not a curated record